AUGACGCCGUCGCCGGAGUCCACCUCCACCCCUGGACGAAUCCACCGAGACCGAGGCCACGAGCGCCCUCCCUUGGGUUCAAGUCAGAGAGAGUUUCAGUCACGGACAUCCCCCCCAAUCUUCAUCUGGUUCUCUCAGGUACCGUUGCUAGCCCGUGAUCUGCCAGAGUCCACCUCCUUCUACCCUCCUCUCCCCGUCAUUCGUUCCACCCUCCUCCUCAUCAACACCAUCCCCUCCCUCGCAAGAUCGAAGAUCGGAAACAGAGGCAUCAGAACGGAUCUCGCCUCGGGUCUUGUCGCCGAUCCCUUCAUCCUACUUCUUACCGGACCCCCCGGCGACCAGCGACGUCUCCAGCUCGCGACUGUUGGAAGAGAGAAAAAAAACCCUUCCAAGGUCCACGUCGACUUGGCCGACCAGAUCCUUCGCUCCAUCACAUCCUCUUCACGACCAACACUCGUUUCCUCGUUUCCACGACUCGGCUGGCUCGAGCAUAAGCUCACGAGCCCUGAGGGGAACGCAGUGUGCAAACGUGAAUUCGCGACCGGUGGACGAAGUCCCAUCUGCGUCCCGCGCGCAGCCUACCUAAACGCGACCUGUUGUCGUCUUUAUUUCUUCGCCCUCGAUCACCACGCCAAAGCGAGCUCCGUGUCGGAGCACUUCGGCAAGAUUCCUUCCCACGAGUCGCGGGCCUCCCUCUUCGGAGGCGUUGCAUUUGACCCGUCCUUUCGCCCAACCCCUGGCGGAUUUCGUGGUCGGGAAGGAUAUGCGAAUCUAGCCAAAAAGCCCAAACCGACCAGGAUGUACAUGCCUAAUUCUCAAUGGACAUGGUCUUUCGCCAUCGUCACCCUGGUCCAGACCAUCGUAACGCUAGGGCUAGAAUGUUAUAUCUUCGCCAACUUCCAAAUGCAAGAAAAGCCGAACGAGAGUCCGUCCUCCAAAACAAUCCCCACAUUUCUCGCCCUUUAUGGCUUCGGAUUCAUCUAUGAACUUAUCCUUGUCUACGAUGCGCUGCGAAUGAAGAACACCAUUCAAGUCAUUGGGUUGUGCGCCUGCAAUCUUGGUCUAUUGAUCUAUGGCGCUGUGCAGGUGCGACAGAUCAAAGAUGCCGUGUCUGUCUUGGCCGACAACCAGAUGAUCAGCCCGAUCGUGUGGGCCCAGUCGCAGCCCUUUUUGAUUAUCAUUCCAUGCAUUGUCGCGCUCGGGUCGAUCUUGAUGAUUUUUGUCGCAUGGAAGCUGUACGACGAAUUCGCAUGGACUAUUUACAAGCACAUUAGCGCCGAUCUGCGCAUGAAACGCCGAUAUCUCACCUAUCAAAUUUAUAUCGCUCUGCUGAAGUUCGAUUUCUUCUUCUUCCUGGGCUUUACCGUCCAGUUCUUGGUCGUCGUGUCGUCCUCCAAGCACGAUGCCGAGUUCUACCUGACCAUCAUUGCAGUCCCCGUGACCAUCAUCAUCUUGGUCUUCGCGGCCUGGUUCGUUCGACGUGAAUCUACUGCGGGCAUGAUUGUCAUCAUCCUGCUCUUGUUUGCGGCCAUGGGUUACUUCUGCUUCAAGCUUUUCCGCAUGUAUUCGCUCCGGACCUAUGCCCAGUACCUGCCUGCUCGGCCUUCGAUGACCUUUUUCGCCAUCAUCACCCUAACUUUGAUCGUCAUCACCAUCAUCAAUGCAUGCAUCUGCACACAUAACUUCCACAGAGGCCUCAAGCCGCACAUCAGCAAGAAAAAGGGCCGGCCCGACGAGAAACUGACGGAGCUGUCUGACAACGUCAGCCAAGUGCCUUCACGGAUGAUGAUCGAUUAA
Penicillium oxalicum is the source of this 1797-nucleotide messenger RNA. RefSeq lists its product as uncharacterized. The coding region runs from base 1 to 1797 and encodes 598 amino acids. Lineage: Eukaryota; Fungi; Ascomycota; Eurotiomycetes; Eurotiales; Aspergillaceae. Gene Ontology annotation, cellular component: Golgi apparatus. The transcript is spliced from 6 exons. The record is from RefSeq and is a predicted model, not a curated record.